Molecule: messenger RNA, 1152 nt
Organism: Rhea pennata
Lineage: Eukaryota; Metazoa; Chordata; Aves; Rheiformes; Rheidae
Product: PHD finger protein 7-like
Exons: 9
Coding region: 1-1152 (383 amino acids)
Cellular component (GO): nucleus
Source: RefSeq, a predicted model, not a curated record
AUGAAGCGCAAGGCGCCCGACGCCAGGGAGGAGGCCUGCGUGCUGUGUCGCCGGGCCGAUUCCGACCAGGAUAAGUACGGCGAGAAACGCCGGAAGGAUGGUCUCUGUGCCCAUGAGAAUUGCCUGUAUCUUGCCAGCGGGCUCCCCGUGAGACGCACGUCUGAGACGGGAGCCGACGAGUUCUUUGCGGCUGAUAUCAGGCAGGCAGUGAAGCGGGCAACUCGGCAGCUCUGCUACAUCUGUGGUGAGCGCGGGGCCACCAUUCGCUGCCGUCAGAAGGGCUGCAAGCGCAGCUUCCAUUUCCCCUGCGGCUGCGAAGACGGCUGCGUCUCCCAGUUCUUUGGGCAGUACAGGUCCUUCUGCCGGGAACAUCGCCCGGCACAAACAGUGCAGGCGCACUGGGACGGGGAAACCUCCUGCCUUAUUUGUCUGGAGCCCGUGGAGGAACAGCUCUCCUACCACGCUCUGGUGUGCCCUGCCUGCAGGCACGCGUGGUUCCACCGCGGCUGCAUCCAGCAACAGGCUCUCCGCGCUGGCUUCUUCUGCUUCCAGUGCCCGCAGUGUAAAGACAGGGAGACAUUCCUCUGGGAAAUGUCUUCCAUGGGGAUCCGAGUCCCUGUCAGAGAAGCUGCAUGGGAAGCAGACGGUGCCUUCGACCAGCUCUACGAGAGGCACAGUCGAUGCGAUGCCAGCCGGUGCCUCUACACUCGAGGCAGAGAAGAGGCAGAAGACGAGGGGCCCUGGCACCUGCUCCUCUGCUGCUCCUGUGCUGCCAAGGGCACGCACCGCCGCUGCUCCGCCUUGAGGGCCACCGCAGACACCUGGGAGUGUGAUGACUGCGCAGGCCUGGGCACCUGUAAGAGGAGAACCUGGGUUCCCAACGGGUCCCUCCGGGCCAAGUCCAGGGCCAGGGCCAGGGCCAGCCUCCAGCACACAGUCGGAGACGACCAGCUCCAGCACCAGCAGCCAAGCGGUCUCGACCCCCAGCUGCCCGGCUCCUGCGAGCAGCAGCCACCCAGGCCAGACCGGGCCACACCGCAGGCCGGGCCGCUCGCGACUACAACGCCGCUCACCGACGUCUGCCACCGGCCAAGCAGCGUCGGCCUCCAGCUGCCCGGCUCCUGCGAGCAGCAGCCGCUCAGGCCACGCUAG